This is a messenger RNA of Cryphonectria parasitica EP155, 1198 nucleotides long. RefSeq lists its product as uncharacterized. The record is from RefSeq and is a predicted model, not a curated record. Gene Ontology annotation, molecular function: cysteine dioxygenase activity; ferrous iron binding. Gene Ontology annotation, biological process: L-cysteine catabolic process. The coding region runs from base 548 to 1198 and encodes 216 amino acids. NCBI's taxonomy places the organism in Eukaryota, Fungi, Ascomycota, Sordariomycetes, Diaporthales, Cryphonectriaceae. The transcript is spliced from 4 exons.
AUCAUCAGCAAGCACCAUCCCCUCACAAGCCCUCAUCUGCACUGCAACUGCAACUGCGACAGUCAUUCUCGUGACCAUACGAGAGGCCCCACAAAUAUCCCAAACCCUCAAGGUCCCAACGUGACACCGCUCUCUUUGUGCCGUGCGUGCAGCCCAAGUUAUCUCGACCGAAAAUCCGAGUUUUCAGGAGAACCCUGCCGUCUGUACACGCGGCCCGCCCCCUCUCUCUCUCCUCUCUUCACCCCCUCUUCUCGCAUCUUGUAUCCUCGGUACUGGACACCCUGCAAGCCUGGUCUGGUCUGCCUCAUCAAAAGACAACACACAACAUAGUCAUCGUCAUCUUCAUCAUAACAGACACCAUCCUCCUCUUCUGGGACAUCAACAUCCUCAUCAUCCAUCAUCCGGACCAUACCAUCAGGCACAGUCACCAUCGCCACCUUGCACAACCUUCCAACCAAUCACACCAUCGCCUCAAGAUAUCGUCAGCUGUCGUCGUGUCGUGUCGUACAUCGUAUCGUUUGUUCAUCCGUAAUAUCACAUCUUCGCAAUGGCUGUCGGUCUUUCGUUCCAAUACUCGGCGGGUCAGCAGGCCUCCUUCGAAGGUCGUCCACAACUCAAGAUGGACCAGUUCGAGGACCUCGUUGUCGCCCUGAAGGAUGCACUCGGGCCCUCCUCAGGUCUCGACUCCAGCGAUGUGGAUGUCAACGCCCUGAUGAGACACAUGAGGAUAUACGAUGCCAAGGAGAAGGGCUGGGUGCCAUAUGCCCUGGCCGACCCAGAGCUGGCGUACACCAGGAACCUUGUUGACGAGGGAAACGGAAAGAGCAACUUGCUUGUACUCGUAUGGACUCCUGGCAAGGGCAGUCCCAUCCAUGACCACGGCAACGCCCACUGCAUCAUGAAGAUCCUCCACGGCAGCCUGACCGAGUCGAGAUACGAGUUCCCCAACUCUGACCGCCAGCAGCCCAUGGAACUUAUCUCCCAACGUACACACAAUGAGAAUGCCGUAGCCUACAUGGCCGACGAGCUUGGCCUGCACAAGAUGGAGAACAGAGGUGACGACUACGCCAUCUCCCUACACUUGUAUACUCCCCCGAAUGUGGCCAAGUCAGGCUGUCACACUUUCAACCCCAUCACUGGUGAGCGGAGUUAUGUUCCCAAGUGCGGGUACUACUCCAAGUUCACGCAGAAGCUUUAG